AUGUCUGGUGCAGUAAAGAAGCGGCGUAUCUGUGUGCUUGGCUCCCGUUCAGUCGGCAAGUCGGCACUGGUCGUUCAAUAUGUCGAAGGCCACUUCAUUGAACCGUACUUUCCCACCAUCGAGAGCAUUGUCUUCAAGAAUGUCACUUGGAACGGGGAGAACUACGAGUUUGAAAUCAUUGACACCGCUGGUCAAGAUGAAUACAGCAUGCUGUCUUCUCGCCAUGCCAUCGGUAUUCACGGCUUCAUCCUUGUUUAUUCGGUCGCCAGUCGCCCAAGCUUCGAUAUGAUUCGAGCAGUCCAUGAUAAGAUCCUCAACUAUCAUGGUGUUAGUCAAGUGCCUUGCGUCAUUGUAGGGCAAAAAUCGGAUCUUCCAGAAAAGAAGCUUGCUCCACGACAAGUAACACCGCAAGAGGGCCAGACGCUUGCGAAAGAAUUGCACGCUGCUUGGAUCGAAACGUCUGCUUCAUCGAAUAUUAACGUCUCCAAAGUCUUCGAUCUUCUUCUACAGGAGGUGGAACAACAGUACGGCGCCAAACCAGAGAAAGCAACAGCGCCGGAGAAUAAGUGUGUGGUUAUGUGAUAUGCUCACGGACUUUCUUGUAUUCCAAAAACUUUCCGUAACUGUAGAUGACGGAGUGUGGCUGCAACGCGUAUGCCCCGUUUACAUUAGUUUAUGUAGUAAUAUACCCAUGACCGG
Dacryopinax primogenitus is the source of this 699-nucleotide messenger RNA. RefSeq lists its product as uncharacterized. Gene Ontology annotation, cellular component: plasma membrane. The transcript is spliced from 4 exons. Gene Ontology annotation, biological process: small GTPase-mediated signal transduction. The record is from RefSeq and is a predicted model, not a curated record. Lineage: Eukaryota; Fungi; Basidiomycota; Dacrymycetes; Dacrymycetales; Dacrymycetaceae. Bases 1 to 582 code for a protein of 193 amino acids. Gene Ontology annotation, molecular function: GDP binding; GTP binding; GTPase activity.